This is a messenger RNA of Pseudonaja textilis, 1577 nucleotides long. RefSeq names its product dynein axonemal light chain 4 (gene DNAL4). Gene Ontology annotation, biological process: microtubule-based process. The record is from RefSeq and is a predicted model, not a curated record. Gene Ontology annotation, cellular component: dynein complex. NCBI's taxonomy places the organism in Eukaryota, Metazoa, Chordata, Lepidosauria, Squamata, Elapidae.
CGGCAAGAAGUCUGGCUUUGGGGGGCUCGGGGUCGAGGUGACGCAGGUGAGACGUACCGCCGAGUGCUCGUUUGGGGCUCCCGGCGUGGACGGAGCCGCUUCUCGCUUCCUCCUUGGACCGGGCGGCGUUCACCGGCCCCACGCCUUUCCUUUGGCGGGUCUGGUCCUCCCGAGAGUGCCGCCCGCCGCUGCUUUUAGCCGGGUCUUAGAGGACUCCUUUCUCCAGAGCGGCUGGGUGGGACUGUCCCACAUUCCAGCCCGUGUAUGAUCCGCGGGCGGAGGCGAGCAUCUGAGCGGGGCUCGGGAAGAUGAAGCGGCUCGCCUGGGUUCUAAAAGAAGGCAGCCGAAUCAUUGUUUCAGCCGGCUCUGCGGUUCUUCCUCGCCGCUCCUUUCGGAGGUGCGUGAGAGGAAAUUCGGAUUUACACUUAAGCCAAAGGUAUUUUUCCAAAACUGACCUGAAUUCACAUUGCUAGCCUAUACGGGAUUCAAGAUAUUCUGCCCCCACUUGAAAUCACAGUGGACAAACAAUGGCAGACACCGGGGAGGGGAAAAAAGAAGAAGCAGAUUAUAAGAGACUUCACAGCUUUCCACUGAUUAGGCAUUCAGACAUGCCAGAAGAAAUGCGAGUCGAGGCCAUGGAAUUAUGUGUCACUGCAUGUGAAAAAUAUGCCACCAACAAUGAGAGCGCUGCCAAGAUGAUCAAAGAGACAAUGGACAAGAAAUUUGGAUCUUCCUGGCACGUAGUGAUUGGGGAAGGGUUUGGCUUUGAAAUCACCCAUGAAGUGAAGAAUUUGCUCUACAUGUUCUUUGGAGGCAGCCUAGCAGUUUGUGUUUGGAAAUGCUCCUGACACAUUUUUUGCUGUUGAAGCUCAUCGCAAGCAGGAUACUUUUCCCCCUAGACUUUUAAUUGGUUUUGUACAAUUUAAAGGGCAGCUUUAUUUUUAAUAACAAAUAAUAUUGGGCUUUUUCUUAUUUAUAUGCAAGUUUAUGAGAUAUAUUUAGUGUGUAUCUGUAAAUCUGUUCGAGCUACCUAAUCCAGCUCAUAAGUGUUUUGAUUCUGAUUUUACCAAUGUGUCUUCUUGCUUAGAGGUGGGAUUGUGCAAGAGCGAUUGGGUUUAUGAAGCCAUACAUUGGAGGUAGUGUGAGAAUUUUAACCCAAGUUUGCUGCUACUUCUCCUUGCUAUCCUUCCCACUUUCUGAGAGCAGACCCAAAAAGGCAGCUUUCGUUCUGCCUGGAUGGCAGCUGCAUGAUUGAGAAACCUAAGCCAGUGGAUGGUUGCUGAAAUGAUUUUGCCUCACCACCUCACUACACCUAAAGAGCACUGAUAUAAUUUGUGUAGCAUAUGACGCAGAAAUAGAGAUAUUUUGCCUAGCAUGGGGUGCGAAUAUCAUGCCAAUAUGUUCAGAAACUGGUAAUGGGAAGAAUGGACCUGACCUGCCAGUUUCUUAUACUUCUAAGUACAAUUGUACUUCCAUUUUGUAGGCUGAUGCCAUCACAGAGGUGUUUGAUUAAUGGAAUGAUCCUAAUUGUAUUUUCUAUAUCCCUUAUUAGAAUUUGGAAUGGAAAGGGGAUUUAC